GCCAUAUUACUUCGUAGGGGAACCUCACCAGUCACCACAUCCAACUUCAACUGCUUUUAUUAACUAAUAAAACUCCGUUCCUUUCUUCACUACUACACUAUAUUACAUCUACAUUAACCCAAACAAACCCUCUCUCUCUCUCUCUCUCUCUCAUCUCCACCGGCCAUGGAUCACGACUUAAUCCUCUCCGCUUCCGCUUCAUCGUCUUCCUCCACCACCACCUCGACGGCCGCAGUGUCUCUGGUAUCCUCCGUUUCCCAGCCGGCCGUCCUGCAGAAGAAGCUCCACCACAUCCUCCAAACGCAGGCGGAGUGGUGGGCCUACGCCAUUCUGUGGCAGACCUCGAAGGAUGAAUCGGGUCGCAUCGUCCUCACCUGGGCCGACGGCCAUUUCCAAGGCACGAAGCAGAAGAACCCCCCCUCGGGGUCCCUCCAGCCGGAGCGCAAGAAGGUGAUGCGAGGAAUCCAGGCUCUCAUCGGCGAGGGCGUGGACCCCCUCGAGGGCGAGGUCACCGACGCCGAGUGGUUCUACGUCAUGUCCCUCGCCCAGUCCAUCUCCCUCGGCGACGGCGUUGUCGGCAAGGCCUUCAACUCCGGAUCCCUCGUCUGGCUCACCGGCGCCAAUCAGCUCAGAUUCUACAACUGUCACCGCGCUAAAGAGGCGCAGAUCCACGGGAUGCAGACCAUGGUGUGCAUCCCCACAUUCGACGGCGUGCUGGAGCUCGGAUCCGACCUCAUCGUCGCCGAGAAUUGGAAUUUAGUGCAGCAGGCCAAGUCUCUCUUCGAUCCCCAACCCACCGCCACCUUCCAAGACGCCCCCGCGCCCAAGCUCCACCUCGACUUCCUCGACCACUCCGACUCCGACUUGUUCGCCGAGCCCAUGGAGACCAAGAGAGCCCCCAAGAAGAGGGGCCGGAAGCCCAACCUCGGCCGCGACGCGCCGCUCAACCACGUGGAGGCCGAGAGGCAGCGACGGGAGAAGCUCAACCACCGCUUCUACGCGCUGCGGUCGGUGGUCCCCAACGUGUCGAGGAUGGACAAGGCCUCCCUGCUGUCGGACGCCGUGUCCUAUAUCAAGGAGCUGAGAUCUAAAGUGGAGGAGCUGGAGCAGCAGCAGCCACACGCGAAGCCGGUGAAGACGGAGACCGGCGACAACCACAGCACCACCACCACCGCCACCGUGGACCAGCUGGUGCUCUCGUCGGCGUCGCCGGUGGAGGUGGAAGUGAAGAUCGUGGGCGGGGACGGGAUGAUCAGGGUGCAGUCGGACAAGUCGAAUUACCCGGCGGCGCGGCUGAUGAGCGCCAUCCGGGAGCUGGAGCUGCCGCUGCACCACGCGAGCAUGUCGGCUGUGAACGAGCUGAUGCUGCAGGACGUGGUGAUCAAGGUCCCCGAGGGAUUGAGAUGCGAGCAUGCUUUGAAAAACGCCAUUCUUACAAGAUUAAUAGACCACUGAUGAGGCAUCCAUCCGAUUAUCAUCAAUUAUAUUAAUAUUAUGGGAUUAUUAGAUUAGUUGCAUUCUGUGUCCACCCGGAAAAGGAAACCAAAACUAGAGAUUAGACAUUCCUAGCUCGUAAUAACGCCUAUGUUCCUUUCCUCCGACGUCAAAAUAUCCAUGUCUUCUCUUUCCACUUUGUAUAUGUGUGUGGCUGAAAUGAGGAAAUUGUUCGUGGGACCACCUAAUGAAUGUAGAGUUUAUCUCCUUCUCUCAA
This is a messenger RNA of Salvia miltiorrhiza (redroot sage), 1711 nucleotides long. RefSeq names its product transcription factor MYC2. The record is from RefSeq and is a predicted model, not a curated record. Gene Ontology annotation, molecular function: protein dimerization activity; transcription cis-regulatory region binding; DNA-binding transcription factor activity. Lineage: Eukaryota; Viridiplantae; Streptophyta; Magnoliopsida; Lamiales; Lamiaceae. Gene Ontology annotation, biological process: regulation of DNA-templated transcription. Gene Ontology annotation, cellular component: nucleus.